AUGAAUCAUCCCGCACCUACUCUACUCGAAGUUAACAGAGCCAACUAUUAUGCAAUCGCGGUUCCCUUAUACAAGGCGUGUGUCCUCGGUGACUGGAGCAUUGCUGAGCCCAUCUUGGCACAAAACCCAGAAGCAGUGGGACUAGCUAUUACAGCUAGUCUUGAGACUCCUUUAAUGGUUUCGGCUUCGUCAGUUGUUAACAAAGAUAUUGAAGAGUUUGUGAGCCGCUUAGUACGCCGGAUGACAUACGAAGACUUCAAAUUAGUAAACACAGAAGGAGAGACAGCUUUGUACAUAGCUGCGUCACAUGGAAGCAAAGAAAUCGCAAGAUCAAUGUUAGAAAGAUGCCAAGCAUUGCUGACUAUUCCUAAAGUUCCUGGCAUUUAUCCAAUAACACGAAGUGUUGAGUGUGGAAAUCGGGAAAUGACGCGAUUUCUCUAUCUAACAUCUCUCGGUAUGAGCGGUGCAGUGUGGACACCAAACAUUCGAAAUAACAUUCUCAUAGGCUGCGUAGAAAAUGAAAUGUUUGGCAUGGCUAGAACCAUUAUGGAUGCAAACCAUGAUUGGUUACAUCCUGUUGUUUGUGGAGAUAUCUUCCGUGCUUUGGCUGGAAAGACGGACGCCCUCAACCGGAAGGAAAAGAAUAUGAUUUUGAGUCGCUUAAGAUGGAUUUUACAAAAAACAAAUAUCAUGGGGUCAAAUGAAUCUGAAGAAGAGGCUAAAAAUGCCUCUAGCAUACUGACAAGCGCUCUAGGGGCUACUAAUUCAUUUUAUAGGACGGAGGUUGAUUCAUUACUUCGGGGACCUAAUAAUCUACCCGCAUACAAUUGCAUUUUUGAAGCGGCUAGGAAUGGGAACACUGAGUUUUUAUUGCAGAUUAUCCAGAUCUACCCAGAGGUACUGACAAAGAGAAAUGAAGAUGGACACACCAUCUUCCACGUGGUAGUAAUGCAUCGACAACUGGACCUGUACAAUGCUUUGUUUUAUGAAGUCGGGUCCAAAAGGUUUGGACUAUUUGAGGUUGACAAGAAUGGUAAUACUCUACUCCACCUGGUCGGAAUGACAUCAAAAAGGGUCGAACUGGAAAGCACCACCCGAUCAUUUUUGUUGCUCCAAAAAGAAUAUCUUUGGUUCCAGGAAGUAGAGAGGAUGUUGUCACCCAGUCUAAGGGGUGUUAGGAACACUCAUGGUAAAACAGCUCAGGAGUUGUUCCAGGAAAACACCAAAGAUUUAGCAUCAGGAGCUCUUGGUUGGGUAAAACAUGGAAUGGUUGCAACCGCCCUUAUUGUCACGAUCUCAUUUGCAGCAGUAUUAACCCCCCCGGGUGGUUAUCGGCAGGAUAAUGGCUUCCCGAUCUUUAUGGCGGAGCCUUUCUUUUUAGUAUUCCUUAUAACGAAUGGCUUUUCUUUACUAAGUUCAUCAUGCUCUUUUCUGGUCUUUCUUUCAAUAAUCACAUCCCGCUCUCGUCUGAAAGACUACGUGCAUCUGCUCCCUACAAAAAUUAUCGGUGGUCUCAUAUCACUUUUCUUUUCAUUCCUGUGUCUGAUGGCUGCCUAUGCUGCCUGUUGCAUAGUUCUUUAUCGCGAAGGUUUGACGUGGGUUCCUAUCAGUCUUGGUCUUGGUGCCUGCUCACCUGUGAUGAUAUUCGGCGUUUUCCAGUUUCCUAUUUGGUGGGAUAUUCUCUCGACUACCUAUAACACAACCUAUCUUUUCAAUCCCCAGAUAUGUAGGCUUUACCCUAAAAUGCGGGUGUUGCAAAGAGUUCGUAAUUGGUGGCGAUUUUUAAAGUUUUGUUAAAAUUUGUUUUGGCUUUUAUGUUUUUGUUUGUUAAUGCUCUUAGACAAUUCACGUUUUGAAUUUGUAUGUUUUGUUGUUAGAUUUGUUUUGGAUUUUACAG
Messenger RNA from Lactuca saligna, 1897 nucleotides. The record is from the annotation of a GenBank genome assembly. Lineage: Eukaryota; Viridiplantae; Streptophyta; Magnoliopsida; Asterales; Asteraceae.